This is a messenger RNA of Prorocentrum cordatum, 1680 nucleotides long. NCBI's taxonomy places the organism in Eukaryota, Dinophyceae, Prorocentrales, Prorocentraceae. The record is from the annotation of a GenBank genome assembly.
AUGUUCAAGACGACGGCGCGGCUCCAGUCGGAGCAGUGGGGGGUGCAGGAGCACGAGCAGCUCAUGAAGUACAUCGAGCUGGCUGGCACCUACGACCAGCUGGACCUCAGCAACUGUGCUUUCGCCGAGGCGAUCUUUCGGCGGGCGCAGGCUAUCGAGUGGAGCUACCACGAUCGGUUGCGGGAGGCCGACUCAGCCAGCUCCAAGGACAAGAUGAGUCCCGAGGAGUUCUCGGCCUUCAGCGGCUUCAGCAAGGCUGGGGACCUGCUGACGGCGGCCCCCACGUGCGGCCGCCCCCGCAGAGGUGGCUGCAGAGGAGACCGAGUUGCCGCGCGGUGCCUCCGGCUGCCGCUGAGGCCGUCCGCGCAUUGCGGCGGUGCGGGCUGCGGGCAGGCGCAGGCCGGGAGCGUCCAAGACACGCUGGGGCCGGCCCGGCCAGUGCUGCCGCGGACCCGGGCUCUCUGCCCGUGCAGGGGCGUGCACACGUGCAGCCCAGAACCCUCGGUGGGCGAUUUGACUUUCGUCUUGCAGACCUGUUGCGACGACGAGCUUGACAAGAAGCGGACGUUCGUCAAGGCUUACGCGAGCUCGUCGGGCUCCGCCACGCUGUCGGACGACGAGGCGGACGCGAUCAUCUUCGACUGCGAGGUGUGGUACCUCGGCACCCACUGCGGGGGACCUCUCGAGCUGUGGGAGGCCCUCAGCGAGCCCGAGGAGUGGCUGCAGUUCUUCCGCGCCUGCGAGGCCUUCGUGCCCUGCGCCCGGGCCUGCCCGGAGCUGCGGGAGGCGGUGCUCGAGAAGGGCAUCGUGCAGUACGUCAGGGAGCUCGAGGUGCUCCUGAGACCGGACGUGCCGCUGGUGCUCUGCCCCGCCCACGAGGACGCCGCGCACGAGCGCUUCCUGCUCGAGGCCGACGGCUGCGUCUGCUGCGAGGCGCGGCGCGACCUCGUGCUCGGCGCGGCCGCCGGGGGCGCGGUCGUCCUCGUGAGGCGCGACGACGCGCGCCGCCUCGUCCUGGUGCCGCGGCACUCGGGGCAGCCUGGCGGGCAGCUCAGGCUGGCCCUCGCGUCGCACGCGGGCCUCGGCCUGUGCCCCGCCGCGCACGCCCGUCUGGUGGGGCCCGGGCCCGGCCUCACCACCGGCGGCCCGGUGCAGCCCGUGGUGCUGGGCACCGCGGAUUGGGCCAUGGUGGCGACUCUGGACGGCGCCCGCCUCGGCCCGGUCCUGGGGCCGGCCGGGGCGCCGCCGCGGGUGCUGCACGCGGGGGACCCCGUGCAGGAGCUCGGCAUCCGCCUCAAUAGAGCGCUGUGGUUCGCCUCCGAGGAGGGCGACGUUGAGGAGAUGGAGGAGCUUGUGAAGCAAGGUGCAGACGUGAACUGGGCGAACAACGAGUCCAUGGGGCACCCUGCUGCUAGAGAAGGCCACUUGGACGCCUUGGAGUUCCUGCUCGCGCGCGGCUUCGACGUCAACAGGAGCGGUAAGGCAGGCGGCUCCACGCUGAUCGAGGCGGCGACCUACGCCCACGUCGCCAUCGUGCGGAGGCUGCUGGCCGUGCCGGGCUUGCGCCUCGGCACGCUGGAGGCCGCCCACCGCGCGGGGAACGCGCGGGCCCCCGACGGUUUCAGGAGCCAGAUCAUUCGUACGGAGUUCUGGUGCUGGUGGUUCCUGCUGCUCUCAUGA